AUGGCAGACACAGCGGUCGCAUCCGAAGCUCCGGCACCCGCAACCCCGGCGAAGAAGACGCCAAAGGCGGCGGCGGCCGCCGCAGCAGCCGCCAAGAAGCCCAAAUCGAAGCCGACCCACCCGAAGACCUCCGACAUGGUGAACACCGCCAUCAGGGAGCUGAAAGAGCGCAGCGGAUCGUCGCUGCAGGCGAUCAAGAAGUACGUCGCGACCAACUAUAGCGUCGACGCUGAGCGGCUCGCGCCGCUGAUCAGAAAGUACUUGAAGCGCGCCGUCGCCGCGGGCACUCUCAUUCAGACUAAGGGCAAGGGAGCCUCCGGAUCUUUCAAGAUCGAUUCGAAGUCAUCGGGCGGUGGUGGCGGCGGCGCCGCUAAGAAGCCGGCGGCAUCGGCCGCGUCCGGCAAGGGUGCCGCCGCUUCGAAAACAUCGAAGAAGAGCGCCGGCGGCGCUCCGGCGAGAAAGACGGCGGCCAACGCCGGCGCUAGGACAAAGAAGGCGGCGGCCGCGGCCGCCGCCGCCGCUUCCGCCGCCGAGUCGUCGUCGCCAUCGAAGAGCGGCAGGGGCGCGGCCAACACUGCCGACUGCCCGCGGCCCAAGGCGGAGCCUGCCACGUGCGCCAAUUGUCGGGGCCCACACCCGGCAAACCACUCGACGUGUCCGGUGCGUAAGACGGAGGCGCUAAACAAACGCGCCGGCACCGCCGCCCGCACUGGCCAAUCGCGUCUCACUACGCGUGCCGCCACAACUACACAAACUGCGCCGCGCCGCGUCCUUCGCCGAGCGCCGCGCCUGCUGUCGCCACCGCGGCCCCUGCCGUCACAGCAACAUCCCGCCGUGUCGGCGGAAGAGGAGGAGGCAAGGGUUGCCACAAGAAAGUGUCUCUUGCGGCCGCGAGCCGCAGGGGCACCGCCGCUCCUUCUGGCGCCACUACCACCGCCGCCACUGCAGCUGCCACCACUACCACAGGCGCGGCCACCUGCGCCGCUGAGCGGUGCGCCGCUUCGUGCACCGAGCCGCGCACUGCCCAGCCAACUGCGGCUCCCGACUUCAACCGAGCCAUCGCCGCGAUCCUGCACAUUCUGCAGGCCGGCAGUGACCCCGCGCCGCUCUUCGAGCGUCCUGCGCGGGAUCUCCGCAACAGCAGCGCCCCAGCCCGAGACCCGCGCCGAUAAUGGGGAGCCUCCGGCUCCUAUACUGGAACGUGCGCGGUCUCAAGGGCAAGACCGCAUUCCUGCGACAGCUUUUAUCGUCGCAGGACAUCGACAUCGCGCUGCUCAACGAAACGUUGCUCCUGCCGGGACAGCGGUGUAUCGUCCCCGGCUACUUCAUAUACCGCCAGGACCAUGUGUCGCCGGCUGGCGUGGUCUAUCGUGGCCUGGCGGUCCUUGUCCGCCGCCGCCUCCCGCAUCGCCUCUUGCCUGCGUAGAGGUCGAGUUCGCCGGUCGCCCCACAGGGGUGUUCGCCGUAUACGCGCCGCCGCAAAAUCCGCUGCGCACUGCGGAUGUUCGGCGCUCACUUUCCCGCGCCGUGGAAGGAGGCGCGGGUCAUAACAAUACCGAAGCCGCGCACCGCAUUCCACCACCAACCCGGCGCGCGUCACCGAGGUGGAACGCACAGUCGCCGAAUACGUCACCCCACCCAUCGCGCCGUCGGAGGGCGCAAUCUAUUUCUCGCCGGCGCUGGUGCGCAAGGCGACGUCAAGACUGA
Messenger RNA from Leptosia nina, 1707 nucleotides. The record is from the annotation of a GenBank genome assembly. NCBI's taxonomy places the organism in Eukaryota, Metazoa, Arthropoda, Insecta, Lepidoptera, Pieridae.